This is a messenger RNA of Scheffersomyces amazonensis, 1065 nucleotides long. RefSeq lists its product as uncharacterized. The transcript has a single exon. Bases 1 to 1065 code for a protein of 354 amino acids. Lineage: Eukaryota; Fungi; Ascomycota; Pichiomycetes; Serinales; Debaryomycetaceae. The record is from RefSeq and is a predicted model, not a curated record.
AUGAAUAUGAAUCAUCAACAUACUGGCAUUAAUGCUGGUAUUACAUCUGCAACUGCUAAUAUCAAUCAAAAGAAAAGUAAUCAACAUUUCGAUUCAAGUAGUAGUAUUUUAUCUGAUUAUGAUGAUUUGAUUGAUGAAGUUAUUGAUGAUUCUCUGCUGUAUGUGUUAUUCAAUCCUAUCAAAAGAAAGAAAGAGAAUGAAACUACCUUACAACAACCAUCCCAAAAUGAUUCUGAUAUAUUAUCAUUAACAAAUACUUCUAACACAAAUUCAAACUUCCGUAAUCAAUAUCAUUUUGUAGAAGAUGAAGAAGAAGAAGAAGAAGAUUAUGAUGAAGAUGAUACUGACGCAGAACUAGAUGAUGAUGAUGACGUUGAUGCCAGUGUUAAGCAACUUGAGCGUACUAUUGAGGGUCAAUCUAAAGUACCGCAUGAAAACUAUUCUGAUCUUGCCGAGCAAGAAGAGUUAGAUCAACCCAUGAGUAAAAUAUUAUCCAAUAAAAUCAACAACUGGUAUAAUUCAAGUGUGACAGAUCAGCAUAAUCAAGUAAUUGAUGACAAUAUUGCUAGUUGGAAUCUUGAUGAGAAUUUAAUUCAGGAUACUUUAUCGUCGAAUCAUACAUUAACAUUUACAUCUUCAUCAAGCGAUUCGAGUCAAAGACAACUUAGUAAUCUUAAACCAUUUUAUGGCGAUGAAUUAUUGAAAUAUUUAAGUCCUCAAGAAUUAGAAAAAUUCAGAAAUUUUAACAAAUUAAUUGAUAUAAAGAAAUUCUUAUUAGAGAAGGAUUCUAAUCUGGGAACAUCUAUUAUAACUCAAAUUUUGAAUUUAUUAUUAUUGAAGAAUCAUACGAUAAUAACCAAUAAGAGUAAUAAUCAAAAUGGAUCUGAAACAUUAGAUGAAACUAAAUUGACACAAUAUCUUCAGGAAAUGAGGAAUAGAAACUCAAUCUCCAUUAAUAAUGACUUGUAUGUUCGUCCAAAAACUUAUUCAGAAACGACGAAUUCUUCUUUGGUUUUAUGUGGUGGAGUUGGGUUUGGAUCGGGAUCUUCCUGGAAUGACAUUUAA